Messenger RNA from Emiliania huxleyi CCMP1516, 749 nucleotides. RefSeq lists its product as hypothetical. Lineage: Eukaryota; Haptophyta; Isochrysidales; Noelaerhabdaceae. The annotation marks the transcript as partial. The transcript has a single exon. The record is from RefSeq and is a predicted model, not a curated record.
AGAAGAUUGCCUCGGGUAUGGCAGCGGCAGCGCUCAUUAUUUUCAGCAGCGCCCUCUCGGGCCCUCGGGCCACUGGCCGCCCGCGAAUGCUGGCCGUCCAACUGCAGCGCCAGACCAUGGCUGACGUUGAAGAGUGCAUCGUCUCUUCCGAGAGUGAGGCGGAGGCGGACGCUUGCUUCGCUUCGGACGCCAUCCCCAAGAUCCCCGUCAGCCGCGGGCCGGCCCCGCCGCUGAGCGAGAUGGAUUCUCGGGCCGCCCUGAUGGGGCCCGCAGCUUCGCUCGGAGAGUGCAUCGUUGAUGCAGAGAACGCCGGUGAGAUCGAGUCCUGCAAGUCUGACUACGAGGCACUCGUCGCGGGGCCAUCUGCCGCGCCGCAGGCGGGCUUCCUGACGCCCGCCGCCGUCGUGCUUCUUUUGGCCACCGGCUUCGCCAUCAAAGAGUACCUGCUCGGCGGCAUCUAGUGGAGCAACGUUGCCCGAGCACCCUCCGGCGUCCUCACAGCGCCGGGCCGGAAGGAGGCGGCGGCGCGAGGCGCUGCCUACGGGCGGCGCGGGAGCCGAAUUCAUGUACGUAAAGCAUAGUGGCGCUCUCUCGUGCGCGCAUCAGUGGUUGUGCGCGCAGGGGUUGGCACGGAAGGCAACCGGCGCACGCUGUGCGCGGUGUCAUUCUGCGGACCGUGGCUUUCUGCUGUUUUGAUUGUUGUUGGCAAAGCCUGUUGUGUGUGUGUAGUAUACCUGUCUCUUACUGGG